UACCACGAGGCCUAAUGUUCGGAACGGAAGAGCAGUUCUAGACGACCCCACUAACGUUUACGUUGACGCAACUGCUACGAUUAUAUGCAGCCUCGGUAUGGAAGCAGAGGAUAAGUCCAUAACCUGUCUAGAAAAUGGUAAAUGGGAACCAGCAGGGUGUUCCAUAAAAGACAACGUUGUUAUAGCAUGUGAUUUUGAAGAACAAGACCAAAAGAAUUUGUGUCAGUGGCACUCAGUAGGCAAAGCAAGGUACAGCUGGACACGUCAUAACGGAGAGACAGGAACCUGGUUUACCGGACCCGACGCUGAUCAUUCGAUAGGCGACUACUGGGGUCAUUAUGUUUACCUAGAAGCUAACGCGCCUGCGGAACAUCAGGACGUCGCACAGUUCGUUCUGCCGUCCUUUACCGGGAACCAGGAGUAUUGUUUUCAGUUUUGGUACCACAUGUAUGGCUCACAGAUAGUAUAUAUGUCGGUUUAUCUACAGGACCUUACCACAAAAGUCACUACAGAAAUGACACGUAUUUUGGGUAAUCAACGCAACAGCUGGCACCAAGCUACCUUCAACAUCACCUCUGAUGUUGUGCAGAACGACUUUUCGAUCGGGAUAGAAAGUGAACGAGGCUUGGGGACAAAAGGAGACUACGCCAUUGACGAUUUAAUUGUUACCAAGGGCUUGUGCAAGGGAUCACAGGAACAUUGAAAAUCUGCUGGUACAUAUAAGGAACUCUAAUUUGACGAGAACUGUAGCCUGGCAAAGUCUUAGAUAGAGUUUUUCGGAUGUACAUAAAAUUUGGGAUUUAACCUUUGUCUGUAAAUAUUUCUGAUAUCUUGUUAUGUACAUAUCAUAUUGUCAUUCUGGAUCUAUAUAUUUUAUAUUGUCAUUUUUGAUCUGUAUAUACAUGUAACAAUAUUAGCAAAUGUAGAUAAUUAUUUUAUACAUUUUCCAGUAAACAAGGGUGCGUCACGUAUUACACACUCAACAAAUUUCCUAAUCGGUCAGUUUUUAUUGUAUUACUAUUUUGUUAAUAAUGCUUGUAUUU
Messenger RNA from Mercenaria mercenaria, 1043 nucleotides. Its product is annotated as MAM and LDL-receptor class A domain-containing protein 1-like. Lineage: Eukaryota; Metazoa; Mollusca; Bivalvia; Venerida; Veneridae. The coding region runs from base 98 to 703 and encodes 201 amino acids. The transcript is spliced from 5 exons. The record is from RefSeq and is a predicted model, not a curated record. Gene Ontology annotation, cellular component: membrane.